This is a messenger RNA of Priapulus caudatus, 3522 nucleotides long. Its product is annotated as heparan-sulfate 6-O-sulfotransferase 2-like. The record is from RefSeq and is a predicted model, not a curated record. The transcript has 2 exons. Gene Ontology annotation, molecular function: heparan sulfate 6-sulfotransferase activity. The coding region runs from base 232 to 1473 and encodes 413 amino acids. Gene Ontology annotation, cellular component: membrane. NCBI's taxonomy places the organism in Eukaryota, Metazoa, Priapulida, Priapulimorpha, Priapulimorphida, Priapulidae.
AUGAGGCUUAAGCGAAAUUCGUAUGUUGGAGAAAUCUUCAGCUGUCGUCUGAUAUACCAAUUUGACCCACCGAAAAGUUUUGAUGAUUGAAAAUGUGACGUUGACGCAAUCUUGCACCACACUCCAGUGUGUGCAGAGACGUCGGCAGAGUAUGCCACGGACGUAACCGCUUGAUUCCAAGCAGGAAAUCCCUUGGAUCACUUCAGGUAGACAUUGGUCUGUAAAAAAGAAAUGACGCCUGCUGCCGCGUCGCAGGCGAGUAAGAGUAAGCUGGCGACGAGCCGCUGGAAAGUCGUGUUUGCGCUGCUGCUGCUUUUGUGCACCUUCGUCUUCUGCUACUUCACGUUCGUCUGCUCGCCGUACAAACGCUGGCGGCACUUCACCCUGACGCCGCCGCAGCUCAGCCAGCGCACGCGGCUCAUGUCGCGGCAUGGCGGGCCCCUCAAUGGCAGCUUUUACAUGCCGGCGAACAUGCACCGCGGGCCGCCUCCGCUCGACUACAAGUUUGACAUGAACGGCUCCGACGUCGUCGUGUUUCUGCACAUGCAGAAAACGAGCGGCACGGUGUUCGGACGCCACCUUGUGCAUCACAUGGACCUCGACGAGCCGUGCCAGUGCACCGAGGGCACAAAGCGCUGUCGCUGCCUGCGGCCACAGACCACCAACAAGCACUGGCUGUUUAGUCGAUUCUCAACGGGGUGGAAGUGCGGCUUGCACGCCGACUGGACAGAACUGUCCACGUGCGUCGACGACGUCAUGAACACGAAAGUAGAGGGCAGCAUCGCUAGCAGGAGGUACUUCUACGUCACGAUACUUCGCGAGCCGAUGUCACGAUUGAUCAGCGAGUUCCGUCACGUGAGACGCGGCGCCACCUGGAACAAGUCGCGGCACAUGUGCAACGGCCGCUACCCGACGGCGGACGAGCUGCCGCCGUGCUACAAGACGGACGUCUGGGAGGACGUGACGCUCGACGCAUUCCUCGCCUGCGAGUCGAACCUCGCCUUCAACCGGCAGACGCGCAUGCUCGCCGACCUGCGACUGGUCGGCUGCUACGACCGCGACGCCAUGACGACGGACGAGCGCGACGGCGUGAUGCUCGCGAGCGCCAAGCACAACCUCGACAACCUGGCGUUUUUCGGGCUCGCCGAGCAGCAGGAGCUGACGCAGUUUCUCUUCCAGCAGACGUUUAAGCUGCGCUUCACGGUCGUCUUUGCGCAGGCCGACUCGUCGAAGAGCGCCAACACGCCGGUGACGCACGCGCAGAGCGAGCGCAUUCGCUCGCGCAACGUGCUCGACGUCGAGCUGUACCGGCACGCCGAGCGCGUGUUUGCGGCGCGCGUCGCCGCCAUGACGGCGCAAUUCCCCGCCGAAUAUGAACGCUUCGUGAAGGAGGUGAAUGGCGAGUCGGAGAUGGAGUUCCCCGACGGCGGCUCGUUUGCGAAAAUGUCGCACCGCACCAAGUCGGGGCACUGAACCGCACGAGUUGAAGCGCUGAGAUGCACAAAGUCGAGUCACUGAACCGCGCUGCGUCGUGUCGGUGAGUUGAGUCACUGAAUCACAUGGAGUCGAUUUAUUGAGUCACACGGAGUCGAAUGACCGAGUCGCACAGAGUCGAGUCACUGAGACGUGCGGCGUCGAGUCACUGAGGCAUGCAGAAUUGACCCGGUGAAGCGCACAGUGUCAGUCACUGAUGGUAACGCAGUUCAGCGGUCGGUUCUGAAGACGGAUGGACGGUAAAUGUAGAAUUGGUUGUGAUGUCUGGAAACGAACACUAGAGUUCCUUGUGGUCAGCUGUCUCUGCAGCUUCUUCUCUCUCUCUCUCUCUCUCUCUCUCUCUCUCUCUCUCUCCUGUCUGUUAUGUUUCUCUUCAUCUGCCUCCCCCCAUCCAUUCCUCUCCCCUCAUCUCUCUAUUAUUAUUAUCUCUCACCCUUCCUCAACCCUUCCUUCCUGCUCCUCUUUCCCUCAAGUUGAUUGAAGUUUGGCAUGACCAUAGAGUUAGUUGGUUGUUAGGUCAGGACAUAGACACUAGUAUCAUUGGGUAAUAUAUAUAUAUAGAUAUGGAGAGUAGAGUUACAUCAUAUCUUCUCAGUGAGAGUUGGGUCAUGUCUGAUAAUUACUCAGUUUCUCAUCUUUAAAAAUCGUUUUCCUAUAUUGAUAAAUGCCAGUUUUUUUUAAAUUGUAAAAAUGAAUCUGUUAUAAAUAUACAUACUCCUCUUUGUUAAUUAGGUCAAAUUGUUUGAUGGCUCUUUUUAUCCCCUCGAGAGUUAAGUUUUUACCAAGAGGUUGUGUGAAGACUAAAAAGAGAAUGUCAGAGAUGGCAAUACUAUUGCACUUGAUAUGAUUCUAUAUUAAAUCAUGUGCUGAUUGCAUUAAACAUUUGCAUGUUUGCAUUUAUGGCAUUAGUUGGCCUAAUUUUUAUGUUUUUAACUAAAUUGUCAAAGUUUAUAUUACAUUUAAAAUAAAAAUAGUAGUGCAUUAGCAUGUACAAAUAAAGUAGUGUUAGUACAAUAAUAACUGCAUUAUAUUUAUUGCCACCAUCUGUGUUAUAUUGCUUCAAGGUUGUGUCUUCACUUCACCAAUCGGCCUAUCUAAGUAAAGUGAUCAGAAAUUUUGCCAGCGUUUUAUUAGAUCUAACCCCAUAAUGGAAUUCGAAAGUAAAACUACCAUUCAAGCAAUGUAUCCUGUUCAUGCAAUCAUGCUUAGUUGAAUUGUGAGUUGUCAAAAUCUAAUUUACUCUGCUUAAAAUACAUUUAAGCUCGUGGCAUCACACCUAUGGUGUUCCAACUAUAUAAUAUAUAGUAUGUUUGUAGUAACAACACUAGACCGAUUCACCUGCCUCCAUUAACGCCGAUAUUAAUGGAUACAGGCAGGCGGACCUGAGAACAUAAUAUGACAUGUAUAUGUAUGUAAAUACUGUGGAUGUAUGUAUUGUUCACGGGUUCAACCAACUGUCAUUCAAUCUAUGUUUGCAGAGCCAGCUACUCGGUUGUGAAAGUCCAUGGAAAUAAAUACUUUUAUUUGAGUGCUAUUAGAGGAUUUUAAGUAUGGGCAAAACGUAACGAUCGUGGUGCUUGUUUAUAUGCCCAGUACCGUUGCUUUUGAUUUAUAUUUUUUUGUUUUAAUAGAAAACCAACUUGAAAUUGCAGGAUAGAUCUUAGCUCCUUUUGCGUAGCAAUUUGCUCCGUAACUCGUUGUGGAGUUCAGGGUUUCGCAGGUAGAGCUAUGUACGUUGCUGUGUUAUCGUGUACAGAUAAUUAGAGUAACUACUACGAAAGGAUUAUUUUCUUAGAAGCCUAUACCAACUUAUCAUUCUGUAGCGAUGUAACGAUACGUCGUCAGUACAAUCAGCAAUCAGAGAUGAUCCAAUGAGUAUAUUUUUUAUCCUCGUUAACUUGCCAUUGUGCAUCUUUUAACUCUGUGGGUUAGUGCCAUAACGUUAUAGUCAUAUUUCUGUGAAAUUCAAUUCUGUGGAACCAAGUUUUAUUCGUGAAUAACAAUAAAUGAUAUCGUUCCCGAAUUUUA